This is a messenger RNA of Diplodia corticola, 408 nucleotides long. RefSeq names its product beta gamma crystallin protein. Bases 1 to 408 code for a protein of 135 amino acids. The record is from RefSeq and is a predicted model, not a curated record. The transcript has a single exon. NCBI's taxonomy places the organism in Eukaryota, Fungi, Ascomycota, Dothideomycetes, Botryosphaeriales, Botryosphaeriaceae.
AUGCAACUCACCAACACGCUCCUCCUCACCCUCAGCGCCGCGACCUUUUCCCUCGGCCUCGCCGUGCCCCAGCCCGGCGUCGCCGCCGCCUCGUCCGAAGCCGGCCCAGUGCUCGACGCGCGCUUCUCCUAUCCGUACGUCAAGCACCGGGUGCGCUACUGCGAGCACGCCAACGGCGGGGGCGCGUGCCAGAACCAGGACCUGGAGGCGAAGCGGUGCUACAACUUCCCGGGCUGGUGGGACAACCGGAUCAGCUCCGUCUACGUCAACCCGGGGUACAAGUGCUACCUGUACGACGGCGUGGCGUGCCAGGGGUUGCGCAAGGAGGAGGUCAAGAUGCCGGGCAUCACGGAUCUGAAGAGCAGGUUUCUGAACGACAGGGCGAGCUCGAUUUACUGUACUUUGUAG